Messenger RNA from Carassius auratus (goldfish), 1619 nucleotides. It is a transcript of the gene sowahaa, whose product is annotated as sosondowah ankyrin repeat domain family member Aa. Gene Ontology annotation, molecular function: protein binding. The transcript has a single exon. NCBI's taxonomy places the organism in Eukaryota, Metazoa, Chordata, Actinopteri, Cypriniformes, Cyprinidae. The record is from RefSeq and is a predicted model, not a curated record. Bases 104 to 1429 code for a protein of 441 amino acids.
CGUGCUGCUGCAUUCAUUCCGGAAGACAGGUAAGGGCGUGGCGACAGUCCAGGUGUCCAGUGUGUUCAUAUACAGUCUGUUAAUAUUUCAGACGAAAUAAGAAAUGGCUUUGACCCAAGAGGCGAUUUUAAACACUCUUUUAGAAGGCAAAGGAAAGGUAAAAAACUCAGAGUUGCUGAACAAGUUCAAAGAGCCACUGAACUGCAGUGAUCCAGCGGAGAAGAAACACAACCGAGAUCUCUUCAAAACCUUUGUGAACAACAUUGCAGUCGUGAAAGAAUUCCAGGACGCCAAGUAUAUCGUCCUUAAGAAAGUGUACAAUCAUUUACUGCAAGAAGCCUCAAACGAUGAAAACGCACCAAGAGAAGAUUGCGGUCGAGAUGGAUCGCACGCAGAAGAAGAUGAGAAGGAGGAAUCCACUCAUUCCCACAAUGCAGAAGAAGGUAGGAAAUCUGAACAGAACACAGUGAGCAGAUCUCCGUCGAAGGCUUUAGACGGAAGCGCAGAACGCUCUCCAAUAGAGAUAACAUUGGAAAGAAGCAAGAAUGUGGACUUUAAACCUAAACAGUCUUUACAUUUCACCGUCCCGCUGAAGCCUGAUCUUGAUUUCUCAAGAGCCGCCAAGAAAGAAGCAAGCAAACCUUGUGCACUACCUUUACGAAUGCCCCAAAUAGACUUGGGUCGUCAUAACAAGAAGCCUUCCACUGAGAGCUUGGGAGAAGAUCUUCAGCCCUCGCCUCGGUGUAAGAGGAGAACAGACAGCGUGGUCAGCGCUGGAGCUUCACCGCAGUCACAGAGACACUUCAAGACCCCUAAACAAGCGGAUGAGCCCAAGGACUCGCACCAUUUCCAACUUGAACGCGUAGAGCACAAGUGGCUGGUGAAGUCUGCGGCUGGACAGUGGAAUCAAGUAUACGGCAUGCUGUUAAAAGACGCCCAGCUUGCAGAGAAGAAGGACUUCAUGUCUGGGUUCACGGCUCUACACUGGGCGGUCAAGUGUGGAAACCUUGACAUGGUGUGUAGGAUCAUUGAGGUGUCUAGAAAGAGCGGUCAUGGGGUGGAUGUCAAUGGAAAGUCCAAUGGUGGCUACACACCGCUUCACAUCGCUGCCAUCCAUGAUCAACGCUCUCUGAUUGACCUUCUAGUCCGUAUAUUCGGUGCCAAUAGGAACAUAAGAGACAACUGCGGUAAGAAACCCUACCACUACCUGCGCAACGGGGUCUCCAGAGAGCUGAGGGAGCUCCUCGGAGACCCGAAAGCUGCCCACCCGGAGGUGCAUCAUCAGGCCAGGGAUGAGUGUGAUGCACGGAGACACUCUAUAGGUCACCUGUUCCUCGCUCAUCCGGUGGGGCUCAAGAAAAAGAACAAGGCGAGAAACCAGUUCAUCUCGGUCGGUGACGACGGCAGAGAGAGAGGGAUGAGCCAGUGAUGCAGAAACCGAGGCUGCUAUCCGAGGUCUUCCCAUAACUGAGACCAAAUGUGGAUUAUGAGUUUGAUUUGGAGACAAUAUUUGUGACCCUGGAGCACAAAAACAGUCAUAAGUAGCAAUAGUUGACAAUACAUGGUAUGGGUUAAAAUGAUAGAUUUUUUUUUUACGCCCAAAAUCAUUAGGAUAUUAA